CCAUAGGCUCUUCUCCCCUUGUCUCACUGGAGGGCUACCAGGAUGGAGGAAUCCAUGUGGUGUGUCGCUCGUCCGGCUGGUUCCCAGAGCCCGACGUGCUGUGGAAGGGUCCCCAUGGGCAGCGGUUGCCCUCGGUGUUUCAGACACAGUCCCGUGAUGAGAAGGGCCUCUUUGGAAUAGAGCACAGCAUCACCAUGAGAGGGGAGGUAGACGGGAGCUUGUCCUGCAUGGUGAGGAACAGAUAUCCUGGUCAAGAGAAGGAGUCAUCUCUGCACAUAUCGGCUCCCUUCUUCCAUGAUGCCCAUCCCUGGAAGGUGGCUCUGGCGCUGAUGCUGGUGACUCUCUUAAUCUUGAUUCUUGGUUUAAGUGUCUACGCUGUUCACCUGUUCAAGAAGAAAGAGGCAAAUUCCGCAGAGCUGGAGGAGGUUUUCCUGGAUCCAGACACAGCUCAUCCACAGCUCGUGCUGUCCCAGGACUGCAGAAGUGUGAGAUGGACCAAAACACGGCAGAACCUUCCAUACAGCUACAAGAGAUUCAAACGACUGUUCUGCGUGCUGGGCCAGGAGGGAUUCAGCGAGGGAAGACACUGCUGGGCAGUGGAGGGGGAG
This is a messenger RNA of Tinamus guttatus (white-throated tinamou), 608 nucleotides long. Lineage: Eukaryota; Metazoa; Chordata; Aves; Tinamiformes; Tinamidae. The record is from RefSeq and is a predicted model, not a curated record.